Rotaria socialis is the source of this 1146-nucleotide messenger RNA. NCBI's taxonomy places the organism in Eukaryota, Metazoa, Rotifera, Eurotatoria, Philodinida, Philodinidae. The record is from the annotation of a GenBank genome assembly.
AUGGGUCGACAUAAACGCAAAUCUAUAAAACAAUAUUCAGAAUGCACUAUAUGUAAUAAUUCUUAUUCGACUUCUUCUUCGGUGAUUCCUCGUUGCUCUGUAGAUUCUCUUUCAUGCCAUAAUACUAUUUGUGAUUCAUGUCUUCAUAAACAUAUCUUGAAUUCUAUUUCAAAAAGUUUCAUCAAUCCAGUAUUUUGUCCUGGACUAGCAUGUCGUGCUAAACUAAACGAAAUAACUAUUCGAAAAGCACUCGUUCCAUUUGGUUAUCAAUCUUUAUGGGACGACUAUGUAUUGAGAUCUAAUUGGUCUGGAACAAGUAAAGAAUGGAUAGAACAUUUUGCUGUUAAAUGUCCUUGUUGUCGAGUACCGAUUGAAAAAAACGGUGGUUGCGAUUAUAUGGUAUGCAGACAGUGUGCUCUUCAUUUCAAUUGGAUGCAAGCGAAAACUGGAAAUUAUCAUACAAUUAAAAUUUGUAUUCGCUUUUGUUUUUGUCCUAUCACACUAUUGUUAAUACUAAAUAAAAUGAAUCCAUAUGGUGGAAAUCCUUUUACUGGCAACUCUCCAUUUCAAUAUCCAGGUUCAUUUCCUCAACAAGAUUUUGGACAAUUCGGUAAUAAUGGAGGAUAUUUCAAUGGUUUAGGUUCAUUUCCAACAGGGAAUGCACAUCAAGGUAGUUUUCCAUUUUCUCUGAAUCCUCCUACUCCUGGCUUUCGUCAAACACCGUUUAACAAUCAAUUCGGACAAGGUUUUAAUUUUCCACCAGCAUCUGGUGGUUCUGAUGCUUAUCAACAAUCUCCAUAUAUGCCUCAAUUUCCUCGAGCAUCACAACCUCCAUAUACGCCUCGAUUUCCUGCAGUAUCACAACCUUCAUACGUUCCUUCUUUUCCUCCUGAACAAAAUCAAUUUGGAGGUUCCAAUUAUUUUGGUAGUGGCGCCUAUGGCCGAAAUCGAUCUCGCCGUUCGUCUCGUCAUCGAUCCAAACCACGCCAUCGCAGUACUUCAUCAUCAAGCAGUAGCGAUGAUAAUCGACGUCGAGGUUCACCUUUUGAUGUUGCCGACAAUGCUUUUGGUAAUGUUUCAUCUUAUCAAAAUAUGCAACCAAGAAUUGGUUCACCUCUCCUAUCUCCUCGUCUACGUGAUUGGUAA